CAUCCCCAACCUGCAAAAUGUACUUGUACAGCAUCAUCGUCUCCCUACUUGGGCUCACCCACCUGGCAGACGCUGCCAGACGGCCCAAGCCCUGGGAAAUCACCCGCCUGACCACUUUCUCUCCCACGGGCCGGCCCGGCGACUCCCCAUGGAGCGUCAUCAACAUCACCAUCUCGGACCCCAACGAUUCCACCGUCAGUCCAACCAUCUGCGUCGGCAAAUGGACGUGGGAGGAACUCCCUUACGGCAAAGUCAAUGCUUGUUCCGAGGUUCCGGGGGGGCAGUGGGCCUUUUCCAUGCUGGAGUCGGAUUCGGAGAAUCCCUCGCCCACAGUCAACUUCAGACUGCGGUUUGAGCUGCGGAAGACGGAUCGACGGUACAUGGGCACGGCGAAGUUCGAUUGGGAUAACCUUAGUGGAUUGUGCUCGGCAAGUGGGUUCUGUUCGUUCGGGCUGAAGGAAGAGAAGACUCCGUUUCCUGUGAGCUGGUACCGGGUGCACAACUGAAGUACUGGGACGUACGGGUCAGGACUGGAUGAGAAGGCGCAGUGGCAUGUUGUGUGGCUCGAAGGGAAGGGAACAGCGUGGGGAUGUAAGUCAGUGAACUAUAGUAGGGCUAUAGGACCUGACCUCAUCCGAUCCUGAAUCCAUCGAGGAGUUGCUUAGGCC
Molecule: messenger RNA, 668 nt
Organism: Parathielavia appendiculata
Lineage: Eukaryota; Fungi; Ascomycota; Sordariomycetes; Sordariales; Chaetomiaceae
Exons: 1
Coding region: 18-506 (162 amino acids)
Source: RefSeq, a predicted model, not a curated record